AUGAAGGUGGGCGGCCUGAGCUCUGCCACCCUGGCGAGCGGCGAGAUGCUGGCGGACAGCCAGGUGCGAGGGAUGACGGCGGUGAUGCCGUCGAUGGAGGUCCAGGCGAUCCGCUUGAAGGCGACCGGGGUGCUGCGGGAGAUCCACUGGAUCGAGAUCGCGGACGUCACCCAGCCCAGCACCUUCCGAAUUCGCAUGACGGGCCAAGUCGGGCAGGAGGCCACCAUGUCCUUCGCCAACUCCGUGGAUCCCGGCACCGUCAGGGACGGCGUCCGUGAUGCGAACGUCAUCAUUGCGGGUGAGGAGCCGUACAGGCUGCACAACUGCCGGAGCAUGAGCGUGGACGUGAACGAGACGGCACCGGCGCGGCGCUUCACUUUGACCUUCGAGUGCCCGCUGGAGGCCGGCACUUCCCGCUGGAUCGGGCUGGACCUGAUUGACCCCGGCCUGGGCUCGGCCACCGUGGGCACCCUGCAGACGGCCACCGCUCCGCUGGCCGGGUCCUUCAUGGUGGGCCACAGCGGCACCUGGAGCUCCGCCAUCGAGGCCCGGACAGCCACCACCAGCUGGACCCACUUGACACAGGAGGUGCAAAAUAUCAGGCGACCCGAGGGGGAUGCCAACGGCCAGCUGGAACUGGAGUGCUUUAGGCAUCCCCAAGGAUGGUCAUCAGGUGAGCAGUUCCAAGUGCUCGUGCGCUUCCGCCGGCCCUUGGGGAAUGUGCCCCUUCUGGAGGUCAACACCACAGGAUUGCGGGGCACCGGCUUCAGCCUGGAGGUCUAUCCGGUAGAAGACGGAGACGCGGAUGCCAUCUUCUUGGAUCGCAUCCCCGCCGACUUGUUUGAGGUCCCGGAUCCUGCAGAUCCCGACGUCCAGCCCGUGCGGGUGGUGGUCAACGGCGUCGUGGGUGCACUGGGCGGCAACACGCUCGGUUACAGGUACAACACGUCCCUGGUCCCGGUGCUGGUCAGCGUGUCGCCUUCCAUGGUGGACGCCAAUGGUACCUUGUCCUUGGUUGUCGGCAACAUCCUGGCAUACACCAACGGUGUUUCGAAUUGGACCCAGGAUCUGAUGGUGCAGCUGGGGGAGGAUGCGGGGCAGUGCCAGGACUUCCAGGAGGUGUCCAGCAGCGGAAGCAACGUCGAAGUGACGUGCGUGCUGGCGAAUGCGCGCGCUGGCUUGCACGCGGUGAACCUGAUUUCCCUCUCGCAGGGCCAAGCGGAUCCCUCGCUGGCGCCAGAGGUGUCAGUGGAGGCGGUACUGGACGAGGUGGGCCCCUUGACGGGCUCCUUGGCCGGCGGCACCGUGCUGACGCUUGUGGGCGUUGGGCUGCGCGGUAUGAACUGCUCCCAGCUGCUGGUGGGUGGCGUGCCGUGCACGGAGCCUGCAGCCAGCAACAUCCCGGUGCCAGGCGACGUAGCUCUGGCGUGCCUCACCCCAGCUCUGAGCAGCUUCGAUGCUUCAAGCGACCCAGCCAACUGGGCGAGGACCUCGGCGGCCGACGUGACGCUGGCACAGCCGGCUUCCACGGCCUCGGUGGUGCGGGCGUCCUUCCAAUACGCAUCGGGCUCCACGCCUCUGCUGUCGGAUGUGGUCCCAUCCUUCUACUCCUCAGCUCUCAGCACGACCAUUGUCAUCAACGGCAGCGGCUUAGCUUCUGCCGCUGGCGCCAGCGAGGCGCCGGUGGUGCAGUUCGGCGAGCGCAUGGGCUCCGUCACCACCCAGGAGGACAUUGGGCUGCACGUGUGGCUACUGCGCGCGGCGCCUACACCCCCAGAUCAGGAUGUGGUGGUGCCGCUGGCCUGGAUCCCGGGCAAGGGCUUCGCCGCGGUGCCGUCCGGGGUGACCUUCGAGUCCCGCUUCGAGGUGACGGCCAUCAGCCCUGUCAGCGGCUCCAAGGCGGGCGGCAUAUUGGUGACUAUCACCGGAGCAGGCUUCCACAGCGAUGCUACCAAGCACACAGUGAAGUUUGACCUUUCGGGCGGCCUCUCCCGGGACUGCGCGGUAAUAAGCGGCACCACGAGCGAGCUGACUUGCCGCCUGCAGGGGGGUGCCUCCAUGGAAAACAUGGGCCCCUCGGCGUCCGACUCCGAGCACGACCACGGGAUGCGGCGCCUAUCGGCCGAGCGGGAGAGAAGAGAGAAGCUCCGCUGCGAAGCGGGCGCGGACGACCACUCCAAGGUGCGCUGCUUCGCCUUGGCGAUGAGUCCCGGGAGCAUCAGAUCUUUGAGCUCCGACACGGAAGGAGGUCGCUCAAAGGAUGCCCUGGACUGGAUCCGGCGUUCGGAGCUGGAAGGAGGACAGCGGCCGAUGGUGGAACCCGUGUACAACAUUGAGGACAGCUCCUUUGAGGACGACCUCAUUUCUGGUCCUGAGACCGCGGACGGAGAGCCGGCCAGGCGCUUGGAGCUGGAGGACGACGUGGACCUGGCGCCGGCGAGGUCUGAGGCCUUCCAGGGUUUGCGCCGCUGGGGCGUCGACAGCGACGAGGCCGAGGAGUUCCGCCUGCGGCGCCUGGGGCCGGCCCGGCCCAGGGAGAAGGAGGAGGUGGAGGAGGAUUGGGGGGAUGAUUGUGGCGACGAGAGCCCCGGAUCCCGCGUUGCCUUGUUAUAUACAGUGGUGUCAGGGCAGGGGGUCUUCGAAGAUGAGAACCUCUACUAUGAAACCAUUUGGUGCGACAAGUGCGGGGACAACGCCGGCAUGGAAGCGGAUCUGUACUGUGUGGACUGUGAGGGCUACUUUUGCUGGGCGUGCUCUGGUCGCUGGCACCACCCGGGUGGAUGCAAUGAGAUGCACUCGCUGGAGGAGAUCGUGACAGGCGAGGAGAAGGGCUUGAAGCUGUUUACUCCCCUGCUGGACGAGAUUAUCAUCAGCGUAGCUUUGUACACCAUCGUCCGCCGCCUGAUCGAUUCCGUGGACCAAAAUUAUUUGUUCAGGUCGGACAUAUGUCCAACGAUCCGGUGGCUUCAGAACUGGCUGGCAUGGACGGACACGCUGACGUUCUACCACUUCAAGGAGGGCUCUGGAGAGGAGACCCUGAUGGCGAGUUGCAGCAGCGAGGACAACUUCUGGAAGCUGCUGCUGGAUGGGUGGGUGCGCACCACGGUCACCGACUCUGACAGCCUGCUGCUGUUGCUGCGGACCUUGCCGCAAGCCCUGGUGAUCCACUACAUCGCUAUCACCUUUCUGGUGCCCCCCUUGGCCGUCUGCUACGCGGCCUGCCUGUUGCUGGCCCGCGCCUUGGAGCUGCGGCUGCCGCGGUGGCGCUGGCUGCGGAAGGCCUCCGUGGCAGCCCAGCAGCUCUCGGCCCUCAGCGCGCGCUUCGUGUCCUACACCCAGCAGGCCCCACAGAAGACUCGGCCCAGGCAGAGGCCUUCCCAGGAUGUGUGGGAAUGGUGGGACUAUUGGAGCCGCAGGCAAGUCCGGUGGUUCAACUUCUAUUUCCGGUCCGCCAAGGAGUGUGCCACGCUGCUUUUGGCCAACAUCAUGAGGCUGAUCGUCAUCUUCCGAUGCCUUGGGAUUUGCUUCGGCCUGGGCAAUCUGCUGCGUUGGAUGUUGGAGAGCGCAGGGCUCCACGAGAGCAUCCGGGUCCAGCAAGAGUGGUUUGGCCGGGCCAAAGAGAUGCUGGACACCGACCGUUUCAUCUUCCACUCCUUUGUCGGGGCGCUGGGGGUGACCUUCGAGCUGCUGAAGCAGGCGGACCUCUGGGGUUUCCUGGCGUGCCUCUUCGGCGUCUCCGCCUUGCUGGCGCUCGACGUGUUGCUGCGCUUCGGCCUGGUGCGGCGCAGGUGGCUGGGGCGCAAAAACGUGCAGAAGGCCGUGCUGCUGCCGCUGGGGGUGGUGCUGGUGGUGGUGCCCGCCGCGAGGUGGGCCUUUUCCUUGCUGUACUUCGGCCUUGUGCUUGUGCUUUGGCUGCUCGAGCGGCUAACACAGUACGUGGUGGAGAAGCAACAGGAGCGCUUCUGGGAGCAGUGGGAGUCCACCUACCGCGACCUCACCUUGGGGAAGUGUGAGGACCAAUGCCCCUGUCCCUGCACGCGGCACCCGGCCGGCAUCUCCCGCGCCCGCAAGCUGCCGCCGGUGCUGUGGCCCGGCUGGAGCCGGCUGCUGCGCGCGUGCAAGCGCCGGCAAGCCAAGCGCGACGCCGGGAAGGGCGACUCCCAAGCCAAGCGGUUUGUGGAGGCCGAUGCCGAGGAUACCGAUGAGAUCAGGAGGCUGUCCGGGGACAUGGACGGGGACAUGGACAACGAGACGGACUCCUCGAACGCGACGGACUCUGACCCAGCCGUGCCGGAGAUCCUGACUCUGGCCAUGUCGCUGAACGGAGUGAGGCCGACGUGCAAAGCAUCUUUCUGCGGCCUCAACCUGACAGACGAGGCGACCCCCACCGUGUCCGCCGUUCUGCCGCUCAAAGGAUCCUACGCGGAUGGCACGGAUGUGGUGCUCACGGUGUCCAGCAUGAAGGAGCCUGAGCAAGUGCAGGUCUACUUCGGAGAGACCGAGUGCCCAAAUGCGGUGGUCAGCGGGGCCAUGGGGGACUGGAGGGUGACGGUGCCUUUGUGCUCCUUCGAGGCUUCCAAGGUGCCGGUGCAUCUGCUCACGAGCUCUGGCUACGCCGCCAAAGCAUCUCCCUUCACGGGUGCCAGCUUUCACUUCGAACAGGAGCUGCGGCUGACCAGCGUCACUCCGAGCAGCGGGUCCUUCUACGGGGGCACCUUGGCCACCAUCGCGGGCGCCGGUUUGGGCGCCACGACGGCAGCGAACUAUGCCACUGUGGGAGGCACUCCGUGCCAGGUGACGGCGGCCUCCAACGACCAGAUCUCGUGCUACGUGCCCCCCGCUGCGGCAGAGCUCGCGACGGGGGAUGUUGCGGCGCGGACCAUGGAGGCGGCAGUGAAGGUGCUGUCGGCAUCCGUGGCCACGGAGCCGGGGCUGAAGGGCGAGUACUUCUUCUUCACUCAGGGCUCCACACUGCCCAGUCUGGACGGAAGGGUGCCAGACCUGACCCGAACGGACUCCACCAUCAACUUCGCAGACACCAGCCAGGUGUGGGACGCCAACCUGCCCUCCAGCACCCACUUCGCGGUGAGGUGGACAGGGUACAUCACCGUGCAAAGCUCGGGGGACUACACCUUCUACCUGGGAUCGGACGACGGGUCCCAGCUGUUCCUGGACGGGUCUCUGGUGGUGGACAACGAUGGCACUCACGGGUUCCGGACCCGCACCAGUGUGCCUCAGACCCUGGCGGCGCACUCCAUGCACAUGGUCACGGUGCUCUUCUUCCAAACCAUAGGAAGCCAUGGGGUGCGGCUGCAGUACUUGGGCCCGGACACCGGGGGCCAGGUGCUGCUGGUGCCGAGCUCCGUGCUGUCGCACGGCAGCUUCGAGCAGGCGCCCACGCUGUCCUACGUCUACGACAGCCCCGACAGCGCCCCCUUCAUCGAGAACCUCACGGAGGCGGGGGCCACGCUCACCCUGGAGGGCGCCAACUUCGGGGCCGACGGCAAGGUGGCCCUGGGCAGCGCCACCAACCCGGAUCUGAACUUCCUGUGCACGGUCACCUCUUGGUCUGCCACCAACAUCAUCUGCUCGCGCCCAGAGCUGCCCUCCGGGGCAUGGCAGGUCCGGGUGCACACGGCGAUGGGCUGGUCCAACGUGGCGCCGUUGUUGGUCUGGGUGGAGCUCACGGUGACCUCGGUGGAGGCCAACGGCGUCAACGUGUCGGCGGCCUCCGCGACCUCGCCCUGGGUGCUGGUGAUGAAGUUCUCGGAGGGCGGACUCCUGGGCUACGACUCCGAGCUCUGGUCCAACGCGGAGCUUCUGAACCCAGACUCGCCGGAGGAUAUGCCGGGCAACGCCAAGUACCAGGCCUACAUGGACACCCCUUUCAAGCGGCUCCGUGCCUGCGUGGGCACAGCCUAUGGCAGCUGUGCGUCCCAUAGCUUCGACUCCGCGUACAGCUCUGCCUCCGCCCUUUUUACCGCCGGGUACGUGCGGGACUUCUCGGUGGACCAGGGGGGCUUGAUCCAGGCCCUGGGCGCGAAGCCGGGCACCUACCAGGCCUGCCCCAUGCUGUCCCCGGGCUUCAACCUGGAGUGCGACUCCGCCAACAAGGCCCGCUGGGGCUUCUGCGCCAACUGCCCCAACCAGCAGUGUCAGCCCGAGGGCGGCGACGCGGACGCCGCGGUGGGCAUCGGCCUCCGCGGCUCCAACUCCCCGGCGGUGGGCGCGGGCUGGACCGCCUACUUCGCCUCGGGGGGCGGCACCUGCUCGGCCACCAGCGAGACGCACAAAGACGUGUGGCUAUGGGUGGAGAACCUGACCGUUGCCGAGACCACGGAGACGCUGCACAGCGGGCACGGGGGCGGGGUGGCGGUGACCAUCGCGGGCAGCGGCUUGGGCUUCGACAAGGCGCAGACCAAGAUCUCGGUCUGCGGGGAGCCCUGCGAGGUGUCCAAGAGCGACGGCAGCUCAGCCACCUGCGCGGCGCCGGGCAUCAGGACCAUGGAGCUGAUUGACACCUACCCAGAAGCCUUUCCCUCCACAGACCUGGCAGCGGCUGCAGCUAUGUUCUAUACUGACAGGGGCGAGCUGGAGAGCUCCCUGUCGGAGCUGGCCUUCAAGAGCUCCGUGGACCUGCAGAUCGACUUGUCGCUGGGCCUGGGGCCGCGGAGCGGCUGCUGGCUGGGCUUCGAGCUGCCGCCCGGGAAGGAGGCGCUGGUGACGGCGGUGGACUUCUUUCCACCCACGGAUCCCAAUCGGAGGGCCAAGGCUGCGGAGACGGUCUUUGAGGUGCGGAGCUUUUCCGGCAACGUCACGUGGACGGAGAUCGCCUCCGCGCGCUCGGCGACGACCACGGGGGCGAGCAUCGCCCAGGGGUGGACGUCCUACCCGGUGCAGGGCCCCGAGGGAGAGAACAGCUCGGUCGUCGCGCAGGCCUUCCGUGUGCGCGUGCUGCCCGACGCAUGCAACUCCGCGGGGGAGCUCAUGCGCGGCGUGCGGUUCCGCGGAAUUUUGCUGAGCACGGGCAACGCCAGCGCCUGCCCCAUCGAGGUGGAGGCGGUGAGCCAUCCCUUGGCCUCCGCCACCGGGGGCUCUGCGCGGCUGCCGGUGACGCUGAGCUACAGCCUGGCGCGCACGCCCGUGGUCACGGCGCUGACACCUUCGCGCGGCACCGCGCGGGGGGACACCUUGGUGACCUUGCUGGGCGAGGGCUUGGACCCUUUGGACGCCAACGGCGAUGCGGCCACAGUGGCCGCAGACAAUGCCAACAUCAUGCUGAACGGCUACAGCUGCCUGCCGCAGGAGGCCAACAGCUCGGCGCUGAGCUGUAUGACCACGGAGCGGAACGCUGGCAUCCAGGCGCCCUCCACGGAAGUCUUCCUGGCGGGCAGGGGCUACGCCAUCAUCUCCGAGCGCUCGGAAGACACGGUCUUUAAGUACGUGGACCGCUGGAGCAACAUCUACAGCUGGCUGGACUCCGAGCCCCCGGUGGACGGGGACUCGGUGAUCGUGCCGGAGGGCCAGGCCAUCAUGCUGGACGUGAACUCUCCGAAGCUGUUCCUACUGCUUAUCAUGGGAUACUUUGAGUUUGAUCGCAAGGACCUGAGCCUGGACUCCACGUACAUCUGGAUCGCGGGGGGCCACUUCUUCGUGGGCUCCGAGGAGGCGCCCUUCCUGCAGCAGGCCACCAUCACCCUGCACGGGGACCGCUGGAACACCAUCGAGCUGCCGGUGAUCGGGUCCAAGAUGCUGGUGGUCACCGACCUCGGCGGCCUUGGCACCUGUACCCACCAGCACGAAAUGACUGUGAGGCUCUCUGCAAGGGGCAGGCACUACGUGGACCCGUGCCCGGUGAAGCUGGUGGGGCGCCUGGAGCUGCACGGCAAGCCCUCCAUCAGCUGGACGCGGCUGGUGGAGACGGCGGCCGCCGGAACCAGCCUGCUGCGCCUGGAGGAAGCCGUGGACUGGGAGGUGGGCACCGAGAUGGUGAUCACCCCUUCCGAGAGAGGGGAGGAGGAGGAGGUGCGCAAGGUGCAGAGCCUUGCGGACGGCGGCCUCACCAUUGAGCUUGACCAGCCGCUGCGCUUCGAGCACUUGGGCAUUUGGUACUUCAACGACGAGCUCCCCAGCCCCACCGACUUGCGCGCCGCUGUGGGACGGCUGACCCGCAACGUGAAGGUGCAGGGGGACGAGAAGUCUCUCAACGCGGGCAACUCUUUCCUCUUUGGGGUGCACAUGGGCGCCUUCCAUGGUGGCAUCAUGCGGGUGGAGAACACGGAGCUCACCCGCAGCGGCCAGGCGGCAAACUUCGGGCGCUACUCCUCGCAUUGGCACCACUUGUCCCCACACCGCACGGUGGACGUGGUGGACGUGGCCUAUUUGCGCAACAACUCCUACCACCACACCUUCCAGCGAGCGGUGGUGGUGCACUCCACGGACUAUGCUCAAGUGCUGCACAACGUGGCGCUGCAGACCAAGGGCCAUUCCUAUUUCACGGAGGCGGGUGACGAGGUCUUUGUGCACAUGUUCCACAACCUCGCAGUGCACCCGCUGCAGCAUCCCCUGCUGCUGAUGGACGACAUGACCCCAGCGGGCUUCUGGCUGCCGGGCUUCCAGGGCUGGCCUUCCCGGCGCGCGCCCGCACUGCCGGCACGCCCCGCCAUUUCCGAGGCCGCCAUCGACCCUGCUUCGGUGCCUUCCUUGCAACUGCUGGGAGAUGGCGGCCGAAUGCCCAUGUCCGGAGUGGGGCUUUGCUGCAGAGCCUCCGCCCGAGGAGAUGCGGGGCGGCAGGGCGUGCUCGACUUCCUGCUGCAGGGUGGCCGGCAUCUGGACACCGCGCAGAUCUACGGAAACCACAAGGAGGUGGGCGAGGGAGCGCGGCAGGCCAUGGACCAGGGAGUGCCGAGGGAGGAGAUCUUCCUGACGACCAAGAUCUGGCCGGAGGACUUCGGCUGGGACCAGGCUGCAGCCUGGGUGCCGCGCAUGCUCGCGGAGCUGCAGGUAACGUAUGUGGACUUGGUCCUGCUGCAUAUGGCCCAGGCUGACGGCAAGGACUGCGGGCCGCGGCAGUGCCGGCAAGAGACCUGGCUUGCCCUGCAGCGGUUCCAGCGCAAGGGACAGAUCCGAGCGCUGGGGGUGAGCAACUUCGGGCCUCGGCAAAUGCAGGAGCUCUUUGACCUUGGGGGUGCGCCCGUCGCCGUGAACCAGCUGGAGUACCACCCCUGGGUGCCCAGCAUCCACAGAGACACCGUGGAGUGGUGUCACAGGAGAGGGGUGGCGGUCACUGCGUAUGGCUCCAUGGGUAGCAACACCUACGCGCCGCAGAUCACUGCGCAGGGCGCCCUGCAGCAGAUAGGAGAAUGGCAUGGGAAGAGUGCGGGGCAGAUCUUGCUGCGCUGGGCGAUUCAGCACAACGUCAGCGUGAUCCCGGGCACUUCCAACCCCAAGCACCAAGCGGAGAAUCUGGAGAUCUUCGACUUUGAGCUAGGUAGCCAAGAGAUGGCGUUCUUGGACAACGUCGCGGAGAGUGACCGCAUGCUCUAUUUCGGCCACACCCCAGAUCAGCACCGGGACAACAUGGCGGCCAAUUGUCACCGUGGCUGGCGCUUGCAGAAAAUUGAAGGGAUUGCGGGGCAGCAGACGGACCUCACCUUCUUCAACAACUCGGUGCACGCCUCGGGGUUCGGGUGGCACCUGAAGCCGCCCCACGCCCCACCCACGCUGAACAACUUCCUGGCGUUCACGGCAUUCCGGUGCAGCACCGGGAUGUUCUACUACGGCACCGGGAACAUCUUCCACGACGACCACCGCUUCGUGGAGUGCGGCACCGGGCACUUCAUGAACCAUUUGUCCAACGGGCUUCACACGGCGCCCUUGUACCACAACCUCAUCUUGGUGGGCAACAUCGAUCCCCAGGCAACCAAUACGCGGAGCGGCAUUGGCAUCAGGGCCGCCAAGGACAACGAGUACUUUUUCGUGUCGGGCUUGACGGUGGUGAACUACAGGGAGAGCGCGGUGCUCCAAGGAUGCUUUGAGACAACUUGCACCAUGCGCUUCGAGCGCAUCCGUUGGUUCAAUUCCACGCGCCGCACCGUGAGCAGCACUGCCCAGGCGGGCAUCUUCUGGGACAUGGACGGCACCUUGACGGGGAAUCCCAACGGUUUCGUGGCGAAGAACUUCGCCUACAACCACUUCCCCGAUUGCCAGGUGGUGCCGGAGCACGUGGACGGGGUGCAGUGCGGCCGCUCGGACGGCAGCCUGCGGAUGCGGCGGCUGCUGGUGGACUCGGCGGAGCCCUGGCAGUUGGACGGCAAGCCGAUGCGCGUGGUGACCUCCGCCGGGGAGGGCGACGUACCCUAUGACUUCUUCAAGCUUGGCGGCUGGCCGGUGGUGGUUGUGGAGAAUGAGACCUUCAACAUGAAAGUGGAGGAUCCCAACGACUUCCAAAAGCUCCGUCUGUGGUAUUCCUUCCGCAACUAUAUCAUGGAGAAGCAUGGGUACCAGUACACCAUCACAGAGCCGCAAUCCGAAUAUGUGCAGAUUCAUCUGAACUUCACAGACUGGCGCAACCACUGGGAUGCCACGACAGGGUUGCGCCUGAGCCGCAUGCCCACCAGAGAUGACCCCUUCGGCUCGCACUCCAUGAUGCUUUGGCAGGAUCAGUGCGACGCCUUCAACCUCACGGAGGAGGCCCAGGAGACUUGCGGCGUCUAUGUGAACGAGACCGGUCUACUGCUCAAGGCAGAGAUUGACGAGCAGCCGGAGGUGGACAUGGUGCAUGGCAGACUGACCACUGCGCUGACCAUGAAGGUGGUGAACAACAGCGGCACCUUCUCAGCGGGCCCCAACACGCCGAGCAGCGGGAAUUUCAUGCAGAGCUUCACGCCACGGGAGUGCCCCGUGGCGGGUUGCCCGCAGCCCGCGAAGGGCCCCGACGGAUACAAUCUACUCCGGAGAUGGUCGGACGCCUCUGGCUGGCCCGACGGCCAGCUGCCGGGGGAGAUGGACAACGUGGUGCUGCCGCCGGAGGACAACGUCCUGCUGGACAUUGUGACCCCCAAGCUGCACUGGCUGGACGUCCAGGGGCGCUUGGAGUUCGACAGGGAGAAGAACACCACCCUGAACGCGCACUCGGUCAAGGUUUGGGGCAAGAUGGAGAUGGGCACAGCAGCCGACCCCAUUCCGCCCAACGUCAAGGCUGAGGUUGUCCUUUGGGGAGAUGAGCAGUCCAUUACCGUCAUCAUGACGGAGGGGCUCUUCCUGGUGAACAAGGUGGUCGCCGUUCUGGGCAGCCUCUCAGCGGUGGGCAGCCCCAGCACCACCAGCCAGGCCUGGACCCGGCUCGUGUCCACGGCGGACACAGGCGCCACACAGCUCAUCGUGCGCGGCAAUCAAGAGGAUUGGCCACUGGGCGCGCAGGUCGCAAUUUCCGCGACCGAGUACCCGCAGCCUCCAGCCACCACCGAGACCGAGGUGCGGAAGAUUGCCAGUCCGCCUGUCUAUGACGUGGAGAGCGACAGCACCACGCUGAUGCUCGACGUGGCCUUGGUGCACCGACACUUCGCCGGCACCGUGGACAGCAGCUCGGACACUCACUGGCCGCAGCCCACCCUGGCGGCGGCUGUGGCACUGCUGGAGGGGCGCUCCAACGUGAUCUUCCGCACCGGCGAAGAGGUCACCGAGCAUGGAGGCGAAGUGGUGAUCGCCGGCUCCGCGGACGGCAACUGGGAGGGGGUCGCCAACAUCAGCAACGUGGACUUCCUGAAGAUGGGCAAGCACUGGUACCAGGCUCCGGCCUUGAAGUUCAACUUCCUAGCGGGCCAGACCAACCUCUCGCGGGUCGAGAACUGCGUGUUCAGCCAGUCGCAAUCCGGCGCAAUCGAGGCCAACUCGGUCUCGAACCUGGAGAUCAUUGGAAACGUUUUCCACAGGACCUUCCGGACGGCGAUUUGGAUUCGGGACACCAGCGCCGACGAUGUUGUCAUCAUCCGCAAGAACAUUGCUAUCGAGACGCUCCGCCAUUCCAGAGAGAACACAGACUGGGUGCGGCACUUUGGAGCCUUCUACAUGGAGGUGCGACCUGGAGAGCUUUCUGGAAACGUGGCGGCAGGCUCCUGUGACACCGGCUUCAUCCUGCGGCCACAGCUGGCGGAAUGCCAGAAGGGCGAUGUGGGAAAGCCAAGGCUGCAGCAGGACGAGCUCAACGAAGCUGUGGCGACUCUGGUGGGUGUCUUCAUCUUGGAUGCGUGCAAGGAGGAGUGCAAUGAGUGUGCCCAAAUCCACGGGCUCGUGGCCUGGAAAUCUGCCCACGGAGGCAUUCUCUCGGGAGACCAGAACUCCAAUGUGAGGCUGGACACCAUCCUGCUGGCGGACAACCACAUUGGCGUGGGCCUUCGCUUUGUGCGGUCCUCUCCCGACAUGAGCCACCGGAUCUACUCCUACAACAUGUCGGUCUUCGGGUCAACGCCUGCCUCCACAUGCGACGCCUCCAUCGACUGCCGGGCUCUAGGCCGCGAGGACGUGGUCGGGGAGACCUGCAACUCGGUGAUCGGCAACAGCUUCCGCCGGGUGGGCAUCAUGACCCACAUGAUCAACAACCUUCCAAAGCUUUGUGAGAUGGGCAAGCUCAAGGUUUGCCGCCCCCCGACCACGCCUGUAAAGCUAUGUGUGAUGCCCUGGGAGCAUCGCCUCGGCAGCGCAGGCUCACGCUACUCGGAGGCGCACUGGGACGCAAUUACGUUUGGCCACUGGUCGGCCUCCGACUGCGGCCGGCCCUCUGCCGCCUUCACGUACAACCCGACCAACAUCGACACGGCUUAUCCCCAGUUGUUCACGUCGGUGAAGUGGCUCCCGUCAGUGGAGGCUGCCGCGAAGGUGUUCCUCGGGGAGUCCAGGGCGACCGGCAACCGGGUGAGCAUGAGCCCAGACUUCGACGGGACAAGCCAAAUGGCCCUGACAGAUGUGGACGGCACUCUGUUGGGCACCACCAGUGCUGAUGCUUCGUUGGUGACGGUGUACAACCCCGCGCUGGCGUUGCAGACCUGUCAGGAGCAAGGCAGCUCCUUCUACGACUGCCCGGACUUGCAGCUGAGAUACUUGACCUGGGAGGCAGUGGGCGGACCUGCGCACCGCGUUCUGAGCAAGAUGAAGUUGUGGCGAGCUUCGGACGACCGCUCCACCUGGUCGGCGGGUCCUCAGCCAGAGCUAGGCUGUAUUCCUGCGGACGCAGACAAGGACAGGAACUUCAAAGUCCGCCCGAAUGAAGAGUACAAUUUAACGAUGUUCACAUCGCCGCCAAAGCACCACCGGUUGUUCUGGUUCAAUGACAAUCCGGAGGAGAAGAUCAGACUCGACAUCUUCCUGUCCCAGCCCUUCCGUUUGGAGGUCUAUGUGGACGGUGGGCUGUUGUCGGAGGAUGUCUAUGACACGGCCAAGGAGGCGACCCCCCGCUUGCCGGAGUUGACGGACCCCCAUGGCAGCUACACCUUCGACCCCCAUCAGCGCCGCUUCUACCUGGUCAUGGCCGGCGGUACCUUCAGCGGCCGAAACGCCACCCUGGGCGCCGGCUUCAUCCUGCUGCGCCUUCUGCAGGUGGUGCAGAUUUCCAUGACAGUGUCCGUGUCCCUGGCAGAGUUCGACGGCCCGGCCAUCGUGGCGAACAUCGCCACGCUGCUUCAGAUCGACCGCUCGCGGAUAAAGAUCGUGUCCGUGCAGUCCAAGGCGCAGGUGGCGGCACAGCAGGGCCGAUUGCUUCAGAGUCGAUCGCUGCAGAGUGGGGAGGAGGUGGCGCUGAUCUUCCAAGUGGUGGAGGAGAAUCCAGAGCCGGUGCCCGGCGAGGCCUUUUCGGGCGCGGGCGUGCCGCCGCCGGCCGGGACGACCUGGGAGGCGGUUGUUGUGAGCAACAGCAACACCACGGGGAACGUCUCAGGUUCCGGCAGCUAUGAGUACAGCGCCGAGGGCCUUGCAGAGCUCGCGAGCCUGGUGCAGAUCCUCCAAAAUGCCUCAGAUUCCGGGACCUUGGCAGCAGCCUUGCAAGUCCCCGUGACGCUGGACAGCAUCGAACUUACUGAUUCGACGCAGCCAGUGGCAGAGGAGCCAGAAGUUCCUGAAGACUCUGACAACACAACCACUUCUAUGACUGAAACCACCACCACGGCUGCGACGAUUGGCGAAGUACCGCCGCAGGAUGAGGGCGCAGCCCUGCUGCAGUCCAUUGGCAUUGGGGCCGCUGUCGGCGUGGGAGUCGGCGUCCUCAUGAUGGGCGUCGGAUAUUUGGUUAGAAGACGCUUCUACUCCAACUCCGUGCAUACGCCGUAUGACGAAGCCAGCUCGCUCUAUGAUCCUUGA
Messenger RNA from Effrenium voratum, 14349 nucleotides. The record is from the annotation of a GenBank genome assembly. Lineage: Eukaryota; Dinophyceae; Suessiales; Symbiodiniaceae.